AUGAAGUCUGAAAGAUCAUACAACUGCUUAUUCAGGACCCUAAUCUUUUUGUUCAUCCUUGAAAUCCUGGCAGGCAUAUCAAUAGCUCUAAUUUGCGAGUAUGUCAAAUUAUUCAUCCAAAGUCACUUCUUUCAAAUUGACAAGCACGAAGUGCAAAGUGUAAUUUUUAUCAUCAAACUUUAUGGACUACACAUAUCAAUUUGCUACUGCUGUGGAUUUGCUGUCAUUUUAUUAUUCGAUGAUGUUUAUACAAGACAUUUGGGUGUUCUCAUCAAGUUGUGGAUAUUUUUGACAAUCGAAAGUGCCAUAGGAUGUCUGUUCACGACAUGGCUCUUUGUUGAUACGAUGAAUUAUGUCACUGCAAAUUUUGAAGCAUCUCUCAUCAAGGGACUUGAAUUAUAUCCACAAGAUCCUCACUGGGUAUUGAUAUGGGAUGACCUUCAGUAUGACUACAAAUGCUGUGGCGUUCACAAUCAUACAGACUGGAUGAAAAUUAAAUUUCCAAGAGACGAGACGAGAAUUUCUUCGUGGCUGCCUUUCAGCUGUGCCAAAGGGAAUAUUCCUUUGAAAGCGAAUUUAAAUGAUGAGAAUAUUUACAUUAAAGGAUGUUUUUAUAUCAUUUCGGAGAUGAUUGAGAUGCUGAUUUCGAUUACUGUGUCAAUGAACGUUGUUAUAGCAAUUAUUAUGAUCCUCAUUAUAAUCAUGAUGCGCACUGUAUUUACUUACAAGCGAAUUUACACAGAAAUCUCUCCAGAUUUCGAAAGUGAAGAAGUUUUUCAAGUACGUAAAUAG
This is a messenger RNA of Chironomus riparius, 792 nucleotides long. The record is from the annotation of a GenBank genome assembly. NCBI's taxonomy places the organism in Eukaryota, Metazoa, Arthropoda, Insecta, Diptera, Chironomidae.